This is a messenger RNA of Quercus lobata, 843 nucleotides long. RefSeq lists its product as uncharacterized. The record is from RefSeq and is a predicted model, not a curated record. NCBI's taxonomy places the organism in Eukaryota, Viridiplantae, Streptophyta, Magnoliopsida, Fagales, Fagaceae. The transcript is spliced from 2 exons. The coding region runs from base 1 to 843 and encodes 280 amino acids.
AUGGAUCCUAUCAAGUACAUCUUUGAGAAGCUUGCCUUCACAGGGAAGAUCUCCUGUUGCCAGAUGUUGCUAUCUAAAUUUGAUAUCGCAUUUAUGAUGAGAAAGGCCAUCAAGGGCCAGGCCAUAGCUGAUUACCUAGCAGACCAGCCAUUGAAUGAUCUAGAAUUUUUAGAAUCCCUCUUUCUAGAUGAGGAUGUUUUGGCAAAAGAGCUAGAACCAAGCAAUGUAGAACCAUGGCGUUGGAAACUUUACUUCGAUGAAGUUGCCAAUAGCAUUGGAAAUGGAGUAGGAGCAGUUUUAUUAUCCCCAAAGGGCCAACAAAUCCCUGUUUCAGUCAAGCUAAAUUUCGAUUGCACCAAUAACGUCACAGAGUACGAGAAAUGUCUCAGCCAUUUAAACCUAAAGUUCCAGAACAUUACCUUUGCUUAUUUGCCCCGAGCACACAACCAGUUCGCGGAUGCUUUAGCAACCCUGGCUAGCAUGGUUAAGUUGGCUGAAGGAGAUAAUAUGCGACAAUUGCGCAUAAAGGUUUGCGGCGUGCUGGCCUACUACAUGAAUAUCGAAGAAUGUAUGAAUAUCAGAGCUAAAGUCGAUGGAAAGCCAUGGUACCAUGAUACCAAGGCUUAUAUCAAGAAUAGAGAAUACCCAUCUGGAGCCACAGACAGUGAAAUGAAGUUUAUUAGGUGCAUGGCGUGCCAAUUCUUCUUGAGUGGGGAAAUCCUAUACAAAAGGAACCUCGACACAACUUUGCUUCGAUGCAUAGGUGCCCCGGAGGCUAACCAUUUGAUGAAAGAGAUGCAUGAAGGCUUGCUUAGAGCCCAUGCUAAUGGACCCUUGUUGUAG